AUGUCACCCACCACAGGCCUUUUCCACCACCAUGGGGCAACCUGGAAACACUUUUUCUCUGAGGGCUUCCCCACCACGUCACGUUGCUACGCACCAGUGCUGUCACCUCCUUCCUGCCCAUGGUGGACCGCACCGCUUCCUUCUGAUGUUCUUCGCGCUACCGUUUGCUCCAUCACAGGAUCUGACAGGGUUCUUCUCACCGGUACUGGCCGUGCCUCUGAACCGUCCCCUUCUAACAGCCCAUCCAUCCUUCACGCGUGGCAGACGGCUGCCAAGCUCUGCACAGACUAUUACGGGUGGGUUCCCGAUGAGAUUGAGGUUCACAGGGAGGAAGCCACCUUAGCUGAUGCUCUGUUGGAAGGUCGUCUGCGUGUGAUCAGCGAUGGAUCCUGCAAGAACGAGUUAGGGACCGCGGCGGUUCAACUCCUGGUGAAGUAUGGAGGAUUCCAUCAAAUCAUCAUCCGGUGUCAGACCCCCGGUUUGCCCUACGAUCAGAGUCCAUACCGCAGCGAACUCAUUGGUCUGUUGGCCGGUAUAAUGGCGGUUGAUUGGCUUCUCGAGCAAUGGUUCCCAACCCUUUUGACUUGCCCCGUGCGGAUUGCUUGUGAUGGCCUCUCUGCUCUUGAGACGGCUUUCGAAGAUCGCCCACUGUCUCCAACUGAUGCCCAGUUUGACUUGGUGUCAUCCAUUUGGGAAGCUAUCCUUCGGUCCUUGGUGGAUUGGUCGCCCCAGCACGUGUAUGGCCAUCUCGACAAGUCCAAUCUCUUUGACGAACAUUCUUGGUGGGAGAAACGGAACCUUGAGGUGGAUGGAAUGGCGGUGGAGUACCAUAAGGAACUUGAGACGGCCAAUCAUCUCAUUGCCCCCAACCCUCGUUUCUUCACUGAACUUGUGGCAAUGUACGUGGCAGACACCAAACAGUCACGCCUUGAUCCCCAGUUCAUCCAAGAGUGGGUGACUCUUCCGGCCCUACGCUCGCACUGGAGGGACAAAGGUACUAUCUCCGCCAAAGCCGAGUCUGAGAUUGCCUGGGACACACUGGGUCUCGCCACACAAUCUCUUCCUGCAGGUUUACAAAGGUGGUCUACUAAACAUUGUGUGGGCAUGUGUGGGCAUGUGUGGCACAGGCAAAUUUAA
Molecule: messenger RNA, 1137 nt
Organism: Cylindrotheca closterium
Lineage: Eukaryota; Bacillariophyta; Bacillariophyceae; Bacillariales; Bacillariaceae
Source: the annotation of a GenBank genome assembly